This is a messenger RNA of Protopterus annectens (West African lungfish), 2707 nucleotides long. Its product is annotated as complement C1s subcomponent-like. The transcript is spliced from 11 exons. Gene Ontology annotation, molecular function: calcium ion binding; serine-type endopeptidase activity. Gene Ontology annotation, cellular component: extracellular region. The record is from RefSeq and is a predicted model, not a curated record. Lineage: Eukaryota; Metazoa; Chordata; Ceratodontiformes; Protopteridae. The coding region runs from base 60 to 2114 and encodes 684 amino acids. Gene Ontology annotation, biological process: complement activation; proteolysis.
UUACUUAUAUCACCUACAUUUGUUUUCGACAUGCUUUGCUGGGUAUAGACAAUUUCAAAAUGUGGAUAUUUUGGGUCUUACUCGUGUUGAUAACCUCUGCUAUUUGCAGUGUGCCAAAUCUGCAUGGUGAGAUCCAGUCCCCAAAUUACCCACAGGGUUAUCCAGAUGAUGCCCACCAGACAUGGAAUAUCAAAGUACCUGAAGGAUUUAAAAUUCGUAUUUACUUCACACAUGUGGAUAUUGAGCCAUCAGAGAACUGCGAGUAUGACUAUGUGAAGAUCAGUGCUGAGGAGCAGCAGCUGGAUCUCAUCUGCGGAAGGCUGCAGACAUCAUCUGGUGGUAAUUCAUUCAUCAGAGUGACCGAGUCCCCCUUCAACUUAAUGACAGUGACAUUCCAUUCUGACUUCUCCAACCAGGAACGCUUUACAGGAUUCAUGGCUUAUUACAUUACUGUUGACAUAAAUGAAUGUGAAGAUUCCUACAAUGGAGAAGAAGCCUGUACUCAUUACUGCAGCAAUUACAUCGGGGGCUUCGUCUGUACUUGUCGUCCUGGAUACUUUCUUCAGGAGGACCGCAGAACAUGUGGAGUGAACUGCAGUGGAGAUGUCUACACUGAGCUAGCAGGAGUAAUUACCAGUCCAGGUUACCCAGAGACAUAUCCGGAGAAUUCUAAAUGUGAGUACAAGGUCCAUCUGGAAGACGGAUAUCAAGUGGUUUUGUAUUUUGAUGACCUAUUUGAUGUUGAGAAAGGUGAAGGUGCAAAAUGCAAUCAGGACAUACUUAAGAUUGAAGCUGGCAGAACUACAUUUGGACCAUACUGCGAAAAACCAGUAAGCCCCAUUGAAACACGCAUUAACAGAAUCAAAAUAAAAUUUGACACAGAUGGAUCAGGAGAUAAUAAGGGUUGGAAGAUCAGGUAUAAGGCAUCAGCAAGGCCAUGCCCAAUGGCAGUAAUUCCCAAAAGCAGAAUGGAACCGGUCAGACCGAAGUACGUGUUUAAGGAUGCUGUGAAGGUCACCUGUAAUGAAGGCUAUGAAGUUGAUAUUAACAGACUCACCAUCAGAUCAUUUAAAUCUGAAUGUCUAAGUAAUGGCACAUGGAGUUACUCAUUUUAUGAAUGCCAGCCUGUUGACUGUACCCAUCCGGAAAUGAUAGAAAAUGGGAUCCCAUUCUACUUGACUGAAUCAGACGUAACCACAUACGAAGCCAGAUUUCAGUACCUAUGUGAAGAGCCAUACUACCAAAUGCAGGAAAAAGGAAGUGGCAUUUAUCAGUGUGAUGCACAAGGGUCGUGGAGAAAUCCAGAUCUUGGGACUGCCAUUCCAACUUGCAUUCCAGUGUGUGGAAAUCUUUCAAAUCCACCCCAGCCUAUCCAGAGAAUCAUUAAAGGAGAAUUUGCAGAAGAAGGAAAUUUUCCAUGGCAGGUCUUCUUUGAGGUGCCACGAGGUGGUGGAGCACUGAUUGGGGAACAGUGGGUACUUACUGCAGCACAUGUAGCGGAACAAGAUGGACUUAUAAUGUACAUUGGGACAAUCAAUGUUGGAAGAGAUGCAUUGAAAGCUGCCACUGAAAUUAAACCUGAAAAGGUUUUUCUACAUCCAAAUUAUACCAACUACCCAGAAGGAGAAAAGCGUUACAACUAUGACAAUGAUAUUGCUCUGAUUAAACUUAAGGAUAAAGUUAAAAUGGGGAACCGUAUCUCCCCUAUAUGUAUUCCUAAUGCGACUGAUGACUUUGAUUUGCAGCAAGGAAGACUGGGCUUCAUUUCAGGGUGGGGGCGUACUGAAAAAGGAUAUCUGAGCCAGCGACUGAGGUAUGCAGAAAUCCCUGCAGAAGAUAUAAAAACUUGCAAGCAUCAUAUAUUUCAAAAGAAUGAGCCAGAGGCAAAGAAAUUUGUCUUUACAGAUAAUAUGUUCUGUGCUGGUCUUAAAGGUAUGGAUAGCUGCCAGGGAGAUAGUGGGGGAGCUUAUGCAUUUAAAAGUGAUAGCAAUACUUACUUUGUCGGUGGCAUAGUGUCAUGGGGGGUUGAAUGUGGUAGUUAUGGGUUUUAUACAAAGGUGAACAAGUAUAUUGACUGGCUCAGUAAAACUAUUACUGAAAACAGUAAUGCAUGAUCUGGUUAGAACAAUAGUAAAAUAACCAUUUGUUAAUAAAUAAUUUUUAAAUUUCCUUAAAACACUACAAAUAUGGACAUGAAUUUUCUUUAAAUAUGCAUGAACUGAGGAAAGAUAAGAUGGAUAUGUAUGAUAUACUGUCUAACUGUAAAUGUUUGGGACUAAUACAGAUUGUAAACUAAAUCUGAAUAAAGAAAAUGCCACUUUUAGUGCAUUAUAAUCUUUAUUGACAUAAAUUAUUAUAUAGUCUAUAAACAUUGGUGCUUCUGGCAUCUUACUUAGUAAAAAAAGAAGCAUAUGAAUAUAAAAUACAUCAGACUCAGGAGAUGCUCCGAAUUAAACUGCUUUUCUAAGCUGUUAAUGGUAUCAGCAUUUUUAUUUAGAAAUGUAGAUGGAAUUCAGUGAGAGGAAAUUGUACUUUUUCUCUUACACCACUGUUCAUUUGUAAUUUAGUCUGUGUUAUGAAAUAGUUGGGAUGGAGUGCUCAUCUCUAAUUAUAUGCUGUCUAUUUUCAGCUGUGUUUAAAGGAAAUCACAAAUAUAUGGCCCCAGAUGUGUUGUUUUACUUCAUAAUAAAAUAUGUUAUAUCAGCAA